Messenger RNA from Rhodofomes roseus, 2487 nucleotides. RefSeq lists its product as uncharacterized. The record is from RefSeq and is a predicted model, not a curated record. Gene Ontology annotation, molecular function: DNA replication origin binding; single-stranded DNA binding. Gene Ontology annotation, biological process: DNA replication; DNA replication initiation. Gene Ontology annotation, cellular component: nucleus; replication fork protection complex. Bases 262 to 2487 code for a protein of 741 amino acids. The transcript has 7 exons. Lineage: Eukaryota; Fungi; Basidiomycota; Agaricomycetes; Polyporales; Fomitopsidaceae.
AGGUGCUCAUGUGACCGCGUCGACGCUUUGACCGUGACGCGUGCCACGAUGAGUCGCGUCUUCUUCCCUCCCGUCAUUCUUCAAACUGGCUGCAAGCCAAAGCUCCCCUCGCUUGUUUGGGUUGCCUCUGCUGUGCACAUCGUUACAGAGCUAAGGGUACGUGUGGAGAUUCAAAUUCAGUAACAAACUGUAGGAGGCUGCCGGACGAGACACGCAUCCCCAUCCUACGCAAAGUGCUACAUUGCUUCAAUAUUCUUUGCUAUGGAAUCCUCAACGACCAAGAAAGCGCUGGAACAGGAGAAGCAGGCAAAGAUACGCCGCCAGAUCGCUGCGCUACAAGCUCAACUUCAUGGGUCUGAAGAGAGCUUGCCUGCUCCACCUGAAUCACCGAAGCGGAAGGAGGCUUCUGAGCAUCUUCUUGCUCCUGAAACACCAUCUAAGAAGAGGAAGCUCAAUCACCCAGAACGACCUCGCACUGGUUCAACUAUUUCAUCCCAACGACCAAGACCGGUUGCUGCUAGCGUACCGGCAUCGUCGGCUUUCUACUCGUCACCGGCAAUUCAGCCCCAGCCUCAAAAGCCUGCGCCGUCCAAGGUCCUUGAGAAGCUCGCCAGGGCGCAAUCUCAUAAGGACGCGCAGCAAGAGAAGAGCGCUGUCAGUCGGUCCACCGCGUUUACACAACCGGCUGUGGUAGCCACGCCUCACGCCGAAUCAGAGGCGGUCCCACCUCGCGACGACCGUCUCGCUCUAGUGGAGGAUCUCGUCCCUGGACCAGUGGAUCACAAGCCGCCCUUCGACGACCCUCGACUUGAGAAGCUAGAACCCAACUCUGGCAUUCGACUUUCCUCUCGCUCAAUCCCGUUUGAGGACUUUCAGGACUAUCUCCGCGGCCGGUAUUACCUCUCUCCAUCGCGGCUUUACUCGGUUGUCCGCCUCCUACCGAGCAAGCAGGGCUACGACGUGCCAGUGGAGGGUGACUGGUUGACCAUCGCUGUGGUCGCCGAGCGGGGGAAGGUCAAGCAAAGUCAGGCACCGGUUGGCAUUGGUCGUGAUGAUAAGAUGGGCGCAGACGACGAUGAAGACGAAACUACUGUCGACCAGCUGGACGUGCCUCUGGAUGCCACAGCUCCCGCGAAGAGCAUGCAGGGACAUCCGCGACCGAAGCGCGUACGCAAAGACGAACCGCCCCGACCUAGCGGAAAGAAGUAUGUCAACAUGAAGCUCGUUGAUUUCGGCUGCCGCACCACCCCUGGAUCUUCCGCGACAGGAGGACAGACGGUCAUUCGCGGCGAUGCCUCACUCUCCUUGCUUCUGUUUGAGUCGGAUGGCCACGACGUCGUCAUCAAGGAGAAUGGAAAGAAGGAGAAGGUCUAUCGAGGCGGAAGUAGGGGAGCUUUCGAGAAGAUGUCGAUGUUGAAGGAAGGCGCUGUCGUGGCCCUGCUAAACCCGAAGGUCCUCAAGCCGUUCCAGCGCUCCGGCGAUGUGCCCCAUCCGACUGACAACAUCCUCGCGCUCACACCUGAGUCCGUCGAAUCCAUUGCUGUGAUCGGGUUCUCUCUAGACCUGGGCAUGUGCAAAGCGGUCCGAAAAGACGGUACGAAGUGCGGGAGUUGGUGCGACAGGCGCGUUGCAGAUGUGUGUGAUUGGCACAUACAACAUGCCGUUGAACGUAAGCGUGCUGGCCGUGCGGAGUUCUCGAGCGGGACAUCUGGCAUGUCGACUUUCGCGAAGCGGAAGAAGCCGGACCACGACCCCGCCAGGCAGUGGGGCCUUAAACCAGAGCCCGACAACAACGGGGCAACAUAUGUCGUUUCUGGACAUAUCAUCUCGGGCUCUAACGACUCGAAGUCACUGUUCCUCUCGGAGUCGAUGGGCCGCGAUGCUCAAGCGAGGGCAUCACGCAAAGCAUCGACGCUGGAGGCCGAUCGCGCUCUGCAGCAGCUCCUGAAGCGGGACAAGGCUGGGUCUCAGGCCCUCGCUACCGCGAGGGCGUUUGCCAAGAAGCAGGCCCGGAAAGUCAAGAAAGAGGAGAAGGGACAGCCUAGGCAGAAGGUUAAGGCGGGUAAUGCAUCUGACGCUGAGAGCGGGUCCGAGGCGAGCGAAGAGGAAGAGAACCAGCAACCGCUUAAGCAUGUGUAUUCCGCUCAGCUCAUCAAACAACUUGGAUUCGAUCCGACAGCGAAGGACGGACGGAAGACGGCUGACCCUAAGCUGCAGAGCAAGCUCGACGCACUUGCUGCAGUUCAGGCUUCCAAGAGGGAUAUCGACCUCGCUCCAAGGCCGGGCAAGAAGAAAAGUUGCGUAGGGCGCCCUGCACCCACUUCUGUGAAGUCCGGUAUCUCUCGUGAAGACUCUCCACUACACGUCCUCGACAGUGAUGACGAAGACGACCUCGAGCGAGCGGAGAAGGACGCGUUCGGUAAGGUCGUCAAAUCUUCUGCGAAGGAGCCUCUGGUGUGCUUGGACAGCAGUGACAUAGAGCAAUAG